Molecule: messenger RNA, 1932 nt
Organism: Suillus subalutaceus
Lineage: Eukaryota; Fungi; Basidiomycota; Agaricomycetes; Boletales; Suillaceae
Exons: 9
Coding region: 357-1787 (476 amino acids)
Source: RefSeq, a predicted model, not a curated record
AAAAUUCUCACCAUCUCAAAUUGACGCAUAGUCAGACUGGUUACGAGUCUAAUCACAACUUCCUUCAUCAUCCCAGGCCUAGAAGCAACUACGUCAGUGUGACAUCCAAAGUGAUAUAUAUACGCGGCCCGUUCAGAUAACAUGACUUUCACAUCCGUAUCGUUACUCGAUCACCUGACACCCUUAUCUUACGCCGCUGCCCUUAUAAGAACGUCCAAUACGUACGAAUGACCUCCUGGACCUCAACCCUUCUCUCUAGAACCACGGGCACAGAUCGAGGGCAGUGGAGCUCGUGUGACGCAGAGAGCCUGGAUCGAGCUUAGGCCCAACGACGUAUUUCUUGCCUGAAUUAUAGGAUGGACAGGGUUCUUGCUUCUUCCCUUGCUGCCGUUGAGCAGUUUCGUACUCUAGGACCGCUGCCUAGCAUUCUCCUUGCCGCCGCGGCGAUUUUUCUGACGUACAGCUUCGUUCAGUCGAGAAGGAGAUCCUCGAACGUUGUUCAUACGUCACGCGUCACCGAGAAAGAUAGGAAUGUGAACAAGAAUAGAGAACCGGGCGACUGGAUCGCGGAGGAAUUCAAUUAUCCCGAGAUUGAUCCAUGCCCCUUCCCACUGAAUGACGUGCGCCCAGUACCGUAUAGACCAUUUCGGUAUGGCGAAUAUCAAAUCACAAUGGGUAUUCGCACGAUGCCCUGGAGUGAAUGGAUUGAACUAGACUCUACCUACCCGCACUGGCAGCGUGUGCGCAAGUUCCGCGUUCGCACGCGCGGACAUGACGCCGUGCGCGUUCUUCCCGCCCGUGAAGACGAAUCUGUCAAGGUCCAAGGCGGCGCAUGGGCAGCCAAGGAACUCGUGUAUGAACUAGCAGAGUACCUUCCGCGGCGAUACCCAUCGAGUUUUCGAGUAACACGAUUUCCGAACGAUGUACCAGCACCGUCCAUUGGUGGCAUAUCACUCGCUUGGGGACAGCAACAGCCCGUGCAAACCAUCGAAGCGGUUGAGACAGGAGAGAAAUUUGAUUUGAGGGUGCUGGAGGGUCUGGACGGCGUUGAAAUGGGCGAGGAGGCCAUGAGGAUCACUGCAGGGCUUAUACAAGAAGACGUGGCACUGAUGAUCGAGGGGACGGACGGCAGGUACUAUUUCCAGGCAGGUGCGAUCUGCAUUCCCGGAUUCUGGCGCAUGCGGGACAAGAUCGGGAUGGCCCUGGAUGAUAUUCAUAUUUCAGGAAACGUUCCACGGUUCAAAGAAAAAUUGCAGACCAGUAUGGAAAAGUUUUUCAAACGGAUGCCGGUGGACAAGCCGGUGAUUCGAAAUAAUUAUUUUAUGCAAACUUGCAAGCCGUCGACGCACGUGGCAAAUGCCGACGUUGAGGCACGACUGGAUGUCGAGGAAGAGAGCGCUUGCGAUGUCGAUCCAGAAGAAUUAGGUUGGUCAGAAUCGACGAAUGGACCGGAGGAUACAUUUUUACAUGGACACGGGCAUGCUGCCCAACCUGCACCGUACCUCGCGCCGUCGACACUACGACUCCGAUCGGAGCGGCAGACUUUGCGUCGGCUUCCUCGGACAGGAGCGAUUGUUUUUGGAAUUCGCACGUACUUGUUCAAGAUCGAGGAACUGGUUCGGGAGCCAGGAGUAGCUGAUCGGCUUGCAAGCGCCAUAAGAAGCUGGCCUGAUGAUGUUGGGGUAUACAAAGGGCGUAAGAUGUACGCUGAUGUGAUACUGAAAUACUUGGAUGAAUGUGCAGCGCGGGAUGGGAAGCAAGUAGAGGGACGAGGAUACCCAUAUUGAGGGUAUGUAGGAGGGGUGGGGUAAAUUAUGCGGAUCAUAUGUGAAGGGGGUGUUGCCACGGGAUGACGAACAUAGUACAUGGCUAAAUUAGGGGUGAAGAAUUACAAAUGACGUGUCGGAUGUGCUUAAAGUAGGAAAUGAUUGC